AGGCAUUUGUUCACUUGUCUUUGCAUCCCCUGUGUCCCAAUUCACUUUCCGUCCGGGUCCUCCCAAGGGAACCCCCAACGCCAGCAUGGCAGAGGGCUUACUCCACUGUACCACAAGGGCAGCCUCUUAAUUAAUACUUUUUGUCCCAUUUCCCACAAACUUUUUAAGCAUCUUCAGUGUUGCUCCUGGUUCAAGUUGCUCCAAUAAAAUAUUAUAAAAUGUUGUGCAUACAUACACAUUCUUGGAACAAUUACCAUCAUUUCUAUGAUUUUCUUAAAGUUGCCUGCCUGAUAAUAGGAGGGACACUCUUUAUAGUUCAGACCUGAAUGUAGACUGCUGCUAUUUUAAUAAAUGUUAUUUUAUUUAUAAUGUUGCUAUUUUUUUAAUCAUGAUUUUUCUUGCAUUCAUUUUCAGUUAAAAUCACAUGAAUGUAGAACUGUUUUAAUUACUGAAUAUUUUUGCUCCUAUAAAUGUUACACCUGAAAUUGACACGUGUCAUGCUCAUCCUAACCUUGACCCAUGAUUGCAUAAUCCCCAGGUGUAGUAAUGAAUUUUACAUCCAAAAAUUUAUUUUCAUAGUUUUAUUUCACUUACUCUGUCUUUUUAGUACAUUUAGGUAAUUUGGAGGGAUCUCAACAUAUUUUUUGGCACAUCAUUUAAGAUUUGUAAGCAAUUGCCCAAGGUUGAAGAUUUAUAUAAUAUUCUGAAUAGCUUUAGUAUAUAUAUAUAUAUCAAAUUUUUGUGAAACUGGUUCUUAUUAUUAUUAUUUAGGAAUUUUUGGCCUUCUAACCUCUUCGUGGCAAAACCUAGAAAUGAACGAUACAACUAUUCUGACAAAUACCUCAAACCUUCAAGUAGGACAUUGCAACACACAGUGUAGGAUCAUUCUGAUAACACUCUACAGUGUGGUUUUGCUUGGAGGCACUGCUGGUACUGUGUUGAUGUUACGCAUGAUGCUGAAAAGGAAAAGCCUAUCAGUGAUUGCCACAAUCGUCUUCAACAUCAUGGUGCUGCACUGCCUUCUCUUGGUCAGCCUUCCCUUCCGCCUCAGCUACUAUGUCUUAGUCGUCUGGGAGCUUGGGUCUUUUACCUGCCGAGUAGUUAGUGGCAUCAUAUAUGGCCACAUGUACUUCACCUUCCUUUUUUAUGUGACUAUUGUUAUACUCCGAUUACUCAUCUAUUUUAAGAAACUCCAAAUGCAACAGUUACAGAAGUAUCAUGCCAUAGUCCUAAGCACAAUCAUUUGGUUGAUGGGUAGCCUCAUUUUUUUACCAAUUUUUUUCCUACAGUAUGGUACAAAUCCAGGUUAUUCAGAGCAGCAAUGUUUUGAGUUCUACAAAGACCUCAACCGCAGGGAAUUCAUCAUCAUGAACUACUCCAUGAUUGUUAUCAUUAUGACAACAGUUGCAACUCUCUUUCUGAUACAGAUGGUUGUUAUCAUUCAGCUGAUCAAGGCUCUCUGGCCUGACCUGUGGGCCCAUCAAGAGUAUAGAGCCCAAAUCAAGAGUUUCUUCUUCCUCCUAGUUAUAGUUGUCUGCUUUAUACCCCAUCAUGUAUUCCGUGUACAUUUUAUUCAAAAUUAUUCAGAAAAUUCUGAGUUAGUUCUUUAUAAUGAAAUUUGUGUUGCUUUGACCACUGUCUGUUGCCUGGAUAUGCUAUGUUUCACAGGUGGAGUCAUCCAUUAAGCUUUCC
Messenger RNA from Ochotona princeps (American pika), 1692 nucleotides. RefSeq names its product probable G-protein coupled receptor 141. The coding region runs from base 813 to 1685 and encodes 290 amino acids. Lineage: Eukaryota; Metazoa; Chordata; Mammalia; Lagomorpha; Ochotonidae. Gene Ontology annotation, biological process: G protein-coupled receptor signaling pathway. The transcript has a single exon. Gene Ontology annotation, molecular function: oxysterol binding; G protein-coupled receptor activity. The record is from RefSeq and is a predicted model, not a curated record. Gene Ontology annotation, cellular component: membrane.